This is a messenger RNA of Ectocarpus sp. CCAP 1310/34, 1928 nucleotides long. The record is from the annotation of a GenBank genome assembly. NCBI's taxonomy places the organism in Eukaryota, Phaeophyceae, Ectocarpales, Ectocarpaceae.
AUGGCACUCAACCUGGAGGUAUCCAACAGAGCGCCGGCACUGCCAGUAGAACUCACGAAUGACCUCAUGGAUUCCUUUGGGAUCUUCUGCGCUACGUAUGGAGGUACACCUCGCGGCCAGCAGUCCCAGAAAGCCCUGCAGUGCUUCCCUAUAGCAUGGGCUUGUCUCGCCGUCAAGGAGGCGGAGAAGAAAAGCAAAGAAGUUCGUGACAGAGACGUGUCGAGGUGCUACCAGGAAAUCGCGCUUCCUGGCUGGAUAAAGUUGUGCCACCGAGCUAUCACGGAGUCCGCGGAGUCCGACAACCCGCUGCGCUUCCCGGCCGGGUUGGAGUCUAAGCUCUACUUCCCCACGCUCGGAGUUGCCAUCAUGGGGAACAGAAAAAAGUCGAGAAAGAAACAAGAGGUCCACUUCCAGGAAGAGGAGGGGGACCAACAGCAGCUCGUCGACUUCGAGCCCGAAGGGGAGGACGAAGAUCAACACGUCCUAGCGUCCCCCACCGGCCCGUCGUCGCCGUCUCCAUGGUCGUCGUCGUCCUCUUUGUCGGAAGACGAAGGGAAUCCGUCGCACCGUUCAUCGGAUGAUGACGAUGGUGUUGAUCGAUUGUCGUCCAUGCAAUUGCUGGAGGCAACGUGCAAGGAGGAGGUGAAGGCUUACCUCCGAGCGUUGCGGCACAGGCAGACCCCUCCGGAGCUGUCGCCAGCUACCAUCGCGUGGCAACAGCGUCUCCUGACGGAGUCGGUGCCCGCCUCAUCGUCUGUCGCAACAGCGUCAGAUACGUCGUCGUGUCGAGCCUCGUCUCGUGGAACGAGUGCAACUGCACCGACAUCGGCGGACACCGUUGUCCCCUGGAGCACCAUCGUUCGUUCCGUCCGCGCAGGCAACGAGUGGAUCAUAUCCCUCGCCGAGUUCGUUGCUCACUGUGCCCGUAAACACGUCUACCUCGGUGUCGUGUUGCAGUCGCGAAUGCGCAAUCGUCCGUCGUAGCACCACCUGUUACUUCAAAUCGCAGGUGGGAUCGACUGCUGUAGCGACCGAAGCCCCUGUUAGUACUUUUCUGCAAGCAGCUACCGUUUCGAUAUCCGCGGCUGACCUCCGCAGCGUUCCCAAGCUGACUGGAGACCGUGCCGAGAAUGUGAUAGAAAUCUUGAAACAUUUUCGUACGGUAGUUGGGCUGAAAGCCGCAGUUGUCGACACGGAUUCGUCGUAUGCUGAUGGGGUUGCACUCAAGCACGUUGCCCUUGUGGGAACAGGAUAGGUGUUGACCCUGAUACAGCAGAUCUUGUCUGGACAUAUAUACUGUUCUAAGGCAAGCACGUUCACAGAACCGGAGGAAAAAGGGUCGUUUCCCCCUCCGACCACGUGGGACGCCAUGUGUUCUGUUUUGCUUGAUUCACUUCUUCCCGCAAAUUUAGUUGAGGGGGAGGCACACAAUCUCGCAACGUUCGUCCAAGGGCCGCAGGAAUCUGUUUCCUAGUAUGCGCUCCGUUUCCGUACUGUCGUGGCACGGUUUCAAGCUGCCGUCGAGCGUGAUGGUAGCCGUACCGCUUGGAAUUGCAUGACAGUAGCGCUGUGGCAAAAUGGCACCCAUCGUUAUCGUUUGCUCGUUUAGAGCCAAUACCGUCCCCGUCCCUAAAACUCAGUGCCGCAAAUGGUGCACCAGUCAAAGUUUUAGGAUUUAUUUCGUUCGUUGUUCGGUUGGGAGACGUGUCCCGCCGAAUCGAUGCGUUGGUCGUACCAUCGCUCGGUCCUGAUCAAAUCCUAGACAAUGAUGCAAUGACUCGGUUUGGGGCAGUACUUGACUGGAAAAAUGAACGUUUGACUUUUGAGUGUAGUGACACUAUUGUCCCCGCGAUUCAUCGUAAAAAAUCUCAACACGGUUCUGAUCCGUUGCCGUCCCCUCGUGUUGCAGCCGUUCAUCGAAAUGCGGA